AUCAAACUAUCGAUACCAUCGAUAAUAUCGUUUUGCAGCUUAAUACUUUUUCCAUCACUAACUUUAACAGAUGCAUAUAAGUUCAAGCAUUAGGUUAGCUUUGUGGAAUUGCCUGAAGCCUAUUUCGCCAAACAUUGCUAAAAUGUCCAGCGAGGUCGAGAAAGCUCAAACAGCAACUCCCGCAGAAGACACUAUUUUCGGGAAAAUUCUUCGGAAAGAAAUUCCUUGCAAUUUCAUCUACGAGGAUGAAAAAUGUGUUGCUUUUCAUGACAUUAAUGCCCAGGCGCCCACACAUUUUCUAGUAAUACCUAGAAAACCCAUUGCUCAGUUAUCGCAUGCUAAUGGAGAUGAUAAAGAAUUACUUGGUCAUCUUAUGAUAGUAGGUGCAAAAGUAGCCAAUGAGUUAGGAUUAGAUAAAGGUUACCGAGUGGUUGUAAACAACGGUCAGCAUGGAGCACAGUCAGUUUAUCAUUUGCACUUGCACUUUCUAGGAGGACGUCAAAUGCAGUGGCCACCAGGUUAAUUUUUUUUCUUGCUGCUUAAAAGUACUAUAAAUCAAUAAAUACAUUAUUGCAACUUAAAACCUU
Molecule: messenger RNA, 587 nt
Organism: Rhagoletis zephyria (snowberry fruit fly)
Lineage: Eukaryota; Metazoa; Arthropoda; Insecta; Diptera; Tephritidae
Gene: HINT1
Product: histidine triad nucleotide binding protein 1
Molecular function (GO): catalytic activity
Source: RefSeq, a predicted model, not a curated record